AAAACGCUCAAUUCACUUCACUUCAUAAAGCAAGUGAAAAGGCCCGAUACUUAUGAACAGCAUAUUUACCGUGCCGCACUCACGAUUUCAUCAGUAUCAUCUGGUGCGUGGAAAAGGACCGAUGUGACCUGAUGAGCUAAGCCCAGGGGAGCAUCUCGAGUGCGGGGAUGACGGGAUGAUCAGCGAACCUACCCCAGAAACGUCAUGAGGCUAAAUCGGGUUUUCUGGGGUUGAGGUUGCUAUUGGUUACAGAGGUUGGAGAUUCUCGGCGUAAUUAAUUCGAUAGUGCAGUUGGAAAUAUGCGAGACGUGACCGUUUCGUGAUGGGGAACGAUUCCGCGUCUUUUUGAGUUGGAUAUAUAAGUCGGAUCAUCCUUCCAGUGAUCUGCAUCAACAGUCCCCUCUGUCUUUCGUUCCCCACUGCCAUUCUUUCUUCCGGCAUUCACGGAGAAUGUUUACUCAGAUCUUGUAUGGCCUCACGGCCUUGUCCGCCCUCCAAGGCCAGGUCACUGCAUCGCCCGGCGGUUCUAGCCUCGAUCGCUUCAUCUCCAAAGAGGCCGACAUCUCCAUCAAGGGCGUCCUUGCCAAUAUUGGCGCCGAUGGCAAGCGAGCUCAGGGCGCUGCGCCUGGUGCCGUUGUAGCAAGUCCAUCGCGAACAGACCCAGACUACUGGUACACAUGGACCCGAGAUUCCGCGUUGACGUACAAAGUCCUUGUUGAGCGCUUCAUUCACGGAGACAAGUCUCUUCAACGCAAGGUCGACGAAUACGUCUCUGCCCAAGCCAAACUCCAGGGCGUCACCAACCCAUCCGGUGGUCCCGAGUCUGGCGGUCUUGGCGAGCCCAAGUUCCACGUCAACCUCACAGCAUUCACAGGAUCUUGGGGUCGCCCUCAACGCGAUGGCCCUCCUCUGAGAGCUACUGCAUUGACUCUGUACGCCAACUGGCUUGUUUCUCAUGGCGACCGCUCCAAGGCCAUCAACAAGGUCUGGCCCGUCAUUGAGAAGGAUCUUGCAUACACCGUCAAGUUCUGGAACAGAACCGGUUAUGAUCUUUGGGAGGAGGUCAACGGAUCUUCGUUCUUCACCCUCUCUGCUUCUCAUCGUGCUCUCGUCGAGGGAGCCGCUCUUGCUAAAAGGCUUGGCAAGUCUUGCUCCGACUGCGCAGCCAACGCCCCUCGUAUUCUGUGCUUUAUGCAAAGCUUCUGGACCGGCAGCUACAUCGACUCGAACAUCAACGUUAACGAUGGCCGCAAGGGUCUUGAUGCCAACUCUAUUCUCUCGUCAAUUCACACUUUUGAUCCUUCCUCCAAAUGCACUGAAUCAACCUUCCAGCCAUGUUCAUCAAGGGCUCUUGCGAACCAUAAGGCAGUAGUGGACUCUUUCCGAUCUAUCUAUGGUGUUAACAAGAAUAGAGGUAAAGGAAAGGCCGCCGCCGUUGGUCGAUAUAGUGAGGAUGUGUAUUACGAUGGCAACCCUUGGUAUCUUGCUACUCUUGCUGCUGCCGAGCAACUGUAUGCUGCUGUCUACCAGUGGAACAAGAUUGGUUCUAUCACUGUUGAUAGCGCGUCGCUUUCUUUCUUCAGUGAUCUCGUACCCAAGGUUUCCAAGGGUACCUAUCGCAAGAACAGCAAGACAUACAAAGCUAUCGUCAAGGCUGUCACUUCAUAUGCUGAUGGCUUCGUCGCUGUUGUGCAAACCUAUACCCCCAAGGAUGGCUCACUCGCCGAGCAGUUCGAUAAGUCGACUGGAACUCCCAAGUCAGCUGUUCAUCUCACCUGGUCCUACGCUUCCUUUGUCGGUGCCGCCGAGCGUCGUACGGGUGUCGUUCCUCCAAGUUGGGGCGAGAGCGGCGCCAACAAGGUUCCCGCUGUUUGCGAAGCUGCUCCUGCCUGUGACACCACCAUCACCUUCAAUGUGAAGAACGUUGAUGUGACGUCUGAUCAGAAGGUUUACAUUGUUGGCGGAAUCACUCAACUUUCCAACUGGGCUCCUGCUGACGGCAUUGCACUUGAGGCAUCCACGAGCACCAAGGGCUUGUGGACGGUGAAGGUCAAGAUUCCCUCUGAUACCAGCUUUGAGUAUAAGUACAUCAAGAAGACGAGUGAUGGGACUGUUACCUGGGAGAGUGACCCGAAUAACAGUGCUGCGACGGGCAGCAAGUGCGGAAGCAGCAGUACUAUCAACGAUGAGUGGAGGUAGGAGUUGGCAUGGUAGGGGUUGUAAUUAGCUUCUGUUUAAGUUUCGAUAGAUACAAACGGCUCGAUGAUAAAAUAAAAGCCAAAACAAUACUCCGGGCCGAUCUUCUCAUAUCGAUGUAUGCCACAAUCCUUUUCUUAUUACUGGU
Molecule: messenger RNA, 2344 nt
Organism: Fusarium odoratissimum NRRL 54006
Lineage: Eukaryota; Fungi; Ascomycota; Sordariomycetes; Hypocreales; Nectriaceae
Product: glucoamylase
Exons: 2
Coding region: 451-2199 (582 amino acids)
Biological process (GO): polysaccharide catabolic process
Cellular component (GO): fungal-type vacuole
Molecular function (GO): starch binding; glucan 1,4-alpha-glucosidase activity
Source: RefSeq, a predicted model, not a curated record